UCACCCUAUAGAGUGGCCUGUGGCAGAGAUGACAUCUGCAGCAGCUGUUACUGUGCUUCUACUUCCUGGCUGCAUUUAAAGCCUGGUGGAAACGAGCGAUCAGGCCUGAAGCUGAAGACAGCAGCGUCUCUGCACUUAGAGACGUCUGUCGCUGCUUUGCUUCUCUGCAGUCGCCAUGAAAAUAGCAUCAUUUAACAUCCAGAGGUUUGGAAAAAACAAAGUGGAAGAUCCAAAAAUCCUAGAUGUCCUGAUAAAGACUGUGUCUCAGUAUGACAUCAUCCUGAUCCUGGAGGUGGUGGAUUCCACUGCAGAAUCUGUUCAAACAUUCCUGGACGCACUCAACAAGUCCAAUGAGGCGGCUCCGUACACUAAGAAGCUCAGCAGGCGUCUGGGACAGAAAACCUACAAGGAGCAGUUUCUGUUCCUGUAUCGGGAUGCUGUGGUUAAACUGGACGACUCCUACCAGUUUGAUGAUGUGGCGACGAAAGGGAAAGAUGUUUUCCAGAGAGAUCCCUUCAUUCUGAAAUUUACCUGCCACAAAUCAGUGCUGAAGGACCUGGUGCUGAUUCCAGUUCACACCAAACCCGAGGGCUCAGAGAAGGAGCUGGAUGAGCUGUAUGACGUCACCUCGUACAUCAUGGACAAGUGGAAGACUAAAAACAUAAUGAUCCUGGGUGACUUCAAUGCAGAUGGAGCGUUUGUCACCAAAAAAGAAAUGAAGGCGAUUCGGAUCCGAACGGACAAGAACUUCCACUGGCUGAUUGAGGACGAUGUCGACACCACAGCAAGCGACAAAAACGACAACACGUAUGACAGGAUUGUGGUCUAUGGAGAUGACUUGUUCAAGGCCGUCGUUCCAAACUCGGCCAAAUCCUUCAACUUCCAGAAGGCCUUUAAACUCACCAACGAGCAGGCUCUGAAGGUCAGCGAUCAUUACCCUGUGGAGGUGGAGCUGAAAUAAUAAAAAAGUCUGUCUGCCAAGGAUAAUUAUGACUACAACCACUACAACUACAGCAAAGCUGCUGCUUUUGAUUAAAACUGAAAGAAUCCGUU
Betta splendens (Siamese fighting fish) is the source of this 1053-nucleotide messenger RNA. Its product is annotated as deoxyribonuclease gamma. Gene Ontology annotation, biological process: DNA catabolic process. Gene Ontology annotation, molecular function: DNA nuclease activity. Bases 176 to 961 code for a protein of 261 amino acids. NCBI's taxonomy places the organism in Eukaryota, Metazoa, Chordata, Actinopteri, Anabantiformes, Osphronemidae. The record is from RefSeq and is a predicted model, not a curated record. The transcript is spliced from 9 exons. Gene Ontology annotation, cellular component: nucleus.